Messenger RNA from Acytostelium subglobosum LB1, 1245 nucleotides. RefSeq lists its product as hypothetical. The record is from RefSeq and is a predicted model, not a curated record. Gene Ontology annotation, molecular function: DNA binding. The coding region runs from base 1 to 1245 and encodes 414 amino acids. NCBI's taxonomy places the organism in Eukaryota, Evosea, Eumycetozoa, Acytosteliales, Acytosteliaceae. The transcript has 2 exons.
AUGUCAUUUAGUCAAACAGUACCUGUUACGCAGCAGCAACAGCAGCAGCAACAACAACAACAACAGUUAUUACAACAACAGCAGGCAGCAGCAGCAGCAGCAGCGGCAGCAGAUGCAUCAAAUAAGUCACGUAAACCAUAUACAAUCACAAAGCAAAGAGAGAAUUGGACCGAUGACGAACACAACAAGUUCCUUGAAGCUCUCACACUAUUCGAUAGAGAUUGGAAAAAGAUAGAAGGAUUCGUUGGAACAAAGACUGUUAUUCAGAUACGAAGUCAUGCCCAGAAGUACUUUAUAAAGGUACAGAAGAAUAAUACUGGCGAGCGAAUCCCACCACCCCGCCCAAAGAGGAAGUCGGUGCAGCCCUAUCCACAAAAGGCCAAGAACGAUCAGAGUCUCAAUGGAAUGAUGCCCGACUCACUCUCGGGCAACCCCUUCAUCAACUCGGCAUCCUUUGUGCACUGGAUGAGCUAUCGUGGCCUGAUGCCCUCGAUAGACCCCUCGACGGGCGCCGCCACCAUGGGCAGCGCCAACAUGAACUCGGUGGACGUGCACCGCCAACAGCUGGAGCAGUUGCACCAGGCACAGCAAUAUAUACAGACGGCCAUGUCGGCGGCCCAGACAUCGAACCGUGGCGGAGCCAACGUCAGCGUGUCGCCCAACUAUCCCAAGAUUUACAACUUCCUGUCGACUCUGUUCGAAUCCAACAACCCAUCCUACACCGACUCGCUCAACGAGAUGUCCCAGAUCGAUCGCGAGACAAUGACGCUGUUGAUACACAACCUGGCCAUUAACUUGGCCAACCAGCAAUACCGUGACCAGCACCAAGUGUUGUUGGACCAGUGCAACUCGAGCAGUCGCUCGGCCAACGCCGGUGAGGAGGAGAUCUCAUCGCCCUCCAUCUCAUCGCCGCGCAGUGGUGGCAUGGGUGGUUCAUCAUCCGACUUUUGUGACUCUUCCCUUGAUGGUCUUGGAUUCGCCAUGCAACAACAACAGCAACAGCAGCAGCACAACCAACAACAACAUGGAGGUAUCUUCAACCCAGUGCAUUCAACAUCCAACAACAACAACAACAACACCCAUUCAAACAACAACAACAACACUCAUUCAAACACCAUUCAUUCCAACAACUCACUUAAUCACUCUUCGCCGUUGAAUAUGGGCUCACUACCAAUGACACUGAACUCCUCCAACAGUCUGCUCAACCACUCCAAAUCCUUUAUCAACGGUCAACCAAGCUUUUGA